Molecule: messenger RNA, 1388 nt
Organism: Egretta garzetta (little egret)
Lineage: Eukaryota; Metazoa; Chordata; Aves; Pelecaniformes; Ardeidae
Gene: CDCA8
Product: cell division cycle associated 8
Exons: 8
Coding region: 142-888 (248 amino acids)
Biological process (GO): mitotic sister chromatid segregation
Cellular component (GO): chromosome passenger complex; chromosome, centromeric region; spindle midzone
Source: RefSeq, a predicted model, not a curated record
CCCCCAGCCUCCUCCGCCCGGCCCCCCCCGGCCGGCGGGAAGCGCUGCGCCCUUUGUCUGGGGCUGCUCGACCGCAGCCAAGAAAACUGGUUUGUGCUGGUUUUCUGCGCCCUGCUGGUGACGCGUUAAGCGUGUCUAUGUAUGCUGAACAGGCUGUCUGGGGUAUGCGUUGAUUUUUUAAGAAAUGUUUUCUUUUUACCUAAAGGAGGAAGCAAAAAGGUGUUGGAAGAGGCAGCAACGGCAGACUUGGAAAUAACAGAAAUAAACAAGUUAACAGCACAAAUUAUCCGGACUCCUUUGAAAACCAUCGGGAAAGUGAAAAAAUCUAAAUGGGGUAUUGAAGCUACUGCAGAAGAAGCGGAGCCUCCCUUGCUUCCUCUAGCAAAGAAAGCAAAACAUGAUGGCCAGUGUCUUCCGGAGCUAGACGCUGAAAACAUUAAUCCCAGAACUGAAAAGGUGAAGGCAUCCACUAAAAAAGCACCGGUGGCCAGGACCAGAAGAGCUCCUUCAACAAGAGUGAAGCGCGUGAGUAAAAGAUCCAGCAAAACCAACUUGAUCACUCCAGCUACUGGUAGGACUGUCGAUCUCUGUGCUCGGGGAGGUACCUCCAUGGUCACACCCAAAUUUGAUUCCAGAAUUUUCAAGACACCGGGUUUGCGCACACCCGCAGUGAAUGAACGUGUUUACACCAUCUCUGCCAAUGGCAGCCCCCUCGCUGACAGCAAGGAUAUCUUCAUUACAGUCCCUGUUGGAGGAGGGGAGAGCAUUCGUUUAACAGCAAGUGAUUUAACCAGGAAGAAUCUUCUUCAUCUGAAUCAGGAGGCCCAAGGAAUUAUGAAGAAGCUCUCAGUACGCCUUGCACAAGCUUGCCAUGGUGCAAACCCAUAGGUGAAACUCAGUGAACGUUGGCAUCCCUCUGUAAAUAAAGAAUGUCACAUUAGCACUGUUACCUCUAGGUCUUCUAAUUUGUGCCAUCCUUCCAUUAAUUUACAGAAUGGAAGUUAAGAAUUAAUUUUUCUAGCUAUAAUAUGUAAUGGGGUUAGAAUAGAUUCAGGGGAAAAAAUAUUUUACUUCCUAUUUCAUUUAAGAUUGAGACCAAGAUACGGUUCUCUUGGGCUUGCGGAGCGGCAGGCAGGAUAUUCUGGUAUCUUGCAGAAGAUGUAAGCAGCGGACACAAGCAACUGGAGUUCGUAUCUGUCUGGGCAAAGAAAGCAACAGAAUUGCUGCGCUUCUUACAGGCUCUUCCUACACCCCCUUCGGGAUCUUUGGGAGAAGGAGUACUCCAGGAGCUGAGUAUAGAAAGGGAAGAAGAAAGCUUGGACUAGUGAAAACAUUGAUUUUCCCUUUCUUCUCAUGUAAAUGGAGUUGAUUCAGUGCAUUUCUUUGAC